Molecule: messenger RNA, 1083 nt
Organism: Somion occarium
Lineage: Eukaryota; Fungi; Basidiomycota; Agaricomycetes; Polyporales; Cerrenaceae
Source: the annotation of a GenBank genome assembly
GAGCCUUGAGUUUUUUUUGUACUCUCCUGAACGGAAAAGGAGUUAAUGGAAUACAAAGAUAAAGCAGCGAUUAAUAUUUUCAGUCAUACUAUACUGUACAUCAACUCAUCUAAACAUCAUGACCUAUCCGUGUCAAGAUAGCAAGGCACCAAUAUUCACGCAUUGCGCGGAGGUGGUAGUCGAUCUCGUCACGGUCAUCCACGUCCAAACUCAGGAAGCUUGCAGGAGAUAUCGCAAUUAUUAGGGCAGAGAUCACUCAGAAAGGACGCAGUCUCAAAGAUCUCCUCGGACCGCGUCCAAGAUAGACCCGGGAAGAUUGUCAGAGAUUGCAGGACCUUUAAGAGAGGCGUUGAAGUAUAAUGCAGAGAUGCCGUCUCCGGCUCUGGAGCGUCGAGGGACAUGGGCAAUGAUAACCGUUCCACAAAAGGGCAGUACAUCGCCAGAAACAGAAACGACAGGGUGCAUAGCGUCAUGACGUCCCCAGUCUUGAACGAGUUGCGCCAUAUCGGCGUCUCCGAUAUUGAACGAAGAUCGGGUUUUGAAGAAGAAUUUCUCCAUGCGUAUAACGAGCUUAUCAAGGGUUCUAGUUCCAAGAAUCCCAAGGCAGGAAAUGCCCCUUCUGGAAGCGACGGAUUGAACGACGCAGAAAGAUCAUUGUCUCCACCACGACCGACGCACGAAUCUGGCGCUGAUAUGGAAGACAAGUACCGGCACCUUGAGAGGACCUCGAAGCAAUCGGACAAAACGGGUGACAGGGUUUGUGGUAGCUGUAUGUUUUCGAGAUAGUGGUCAUCACCCAGAAUGAGACUUCGAAUUUGAUGGGCAUGAAUUUGGAUAAGAGGAACAAACCCCGGGGCUUCGCAUUUCGCGAUUUCACCCAAUCCUGUGGAACGGAAAGGCGAGGAGGGGCCGUUGACGAACGCUUGAAGGAUAAGACCAGAAUAACGCCCGCCUCUUCUCAGGCGUACAACAUAUUGCGCGUAGACCAUAAAUCGGCAAUAAUCUUCUGGACGAAGAGAGUCUGCCCAUCUUUGCCAUUCAUAUACUCUCAAGGGCCUAUGAUAAGAAACCAUAGAGCGUUCC